GGUGGUCCGCCAUCGUCGACGGCGGUAGGGCCGAGCCUCACUACCUCCAUCUUCGACACCCAUCUUGGUCUCGCAUCCUUCAGCUGGUCCCGAACCCUCCUCGGCCUCUUCCUCCGAGCUAACCUCCACCUCUCCCCCACCUCUUCUCUAGACGAUGAAAACGAUAAUGACGACAACGCCUUCUUCUUCCAAAUCCGCCCCUGGUUUUUCUGGAAGCGAAAGGGCACUCGCCGGUUCCACCUCCAUGAGCAUCUCGCCCACCGUAUCGUCGAUGUUGCUUGGGAUCUCACACGCGCCAGGUUCCCUUCCACCGGCGGCCCUGAACCCUCCUCCAAUUUCUACGUUUCUGUUGCAGUCGAUGGGGAGAUGAUACUCCUCAUCGGUGACAUGGAAGAGGAGGCUCACCGGAAAAUGAAGGCGACGAGGCGAACGCCUGCAAUUCCGAUUUCGAAAAGGGAGCACGUGUUAUUAAAACCGGAUGCAAGUGCCGGCGGUAGAAGAUCGUACCGUACAUCAGCUAGGGUUUCAGGAAGGGAACGCGAAAUAACCAUUGAGAUCGGAGGGAUGGAUAAGGAUUCAUCGGGGAUGUGCGUCUGUUUGGACGGGAUGAAGGUUCUCCAUGUAAAGCGUCUCCGAUGGAAGUUCAGGGGAAGAGAGCGGGUCGAGAUCGACGGAAUCGGAAGGAUCCAGAUAUCAUGGGAUCUACACAGCUGGCUAUUUUCAUCGAAGGAAGGCACUACCUCCGCCUCACUCGCCGGAGCCGCCGCCGCCGCCGGCGAGAUCGGUCAGGCCGUAUUUUUCUUCAGAAAAAUCGUGAUUCAACAUCCUAUAGUUGUGAAUCAUGCUACAAGCAAGAAGAGGAGUAACCCAAGGAGUAGAAACAAAUAACAGAGACACUGACAUCAUGUACUGCACCCGAGAAUUUGUGACCAGACAAAUUUAGGAGUUGAAGGAUCAAAUUUUGGAUGUCAUCUGAGGCGCGCUGACACAGAAGAGAGAUAAUUAGCUUUGGGAUGAAGGGCCAGUGCCCAAUGGCAAAAGAGUUUCCCCGGCCUUGGAGAGGGAAGGCAACUUCCAAUACUUUGAUAGUGGUGGGUCAACACCAAUCAACCGACAUUGAUUCGAGUGUAAUGAAGCUCCUAGUCAGCCCAAAAAUGCGUUCUCGUUGCAAAUCUCUGAUGUGAACCCGCAUAAUGAUUCAAGUGCAAUGAAGCUCCUAGUCAGCCCAAAAAAGGGUUCUCGUUGCAAAUCUCCGAUGCGAACCUGCAUAAUGAUUCAAGUUUCCAUCAUUGGAGUCUUACAAGGCACAAAUCAAUCUGACUAAACACAUUGCCUUGUUUAAAUCAAUUGUGUUUGCUAAAAAUCACGACACACUAAAGUGUCAUCUUUUUUUUUUUACCACGUUGAAGGUGUUAGGUGUGGAGAUGGUUAAAAGAAAAAAAAAAUUAAAACCCCGCACGUAUUUCUUCCGCUCCCAAUCCCGACUCCCGUCUUCUGCUCCCAUUUUCGCGAAACAAAAAAAAAAUGCUCCCAUUUU
This is a messenger RNA of Phalaenopsis equestris, 1537 nucleotides long. RefSeq lists its product as uncharacterized. The record is from RefSeq and is a predicted model, not a curated record. Lineage: Eukaryota; Viridiplantae; Streptophyta; Magnoliopsida; Asparagales; Orchidaceae.